This is a messenger RNA of Seminavis robusta, 750 nucleotides long. NCBI's taxonomy places the organism in Eukaryota, Bacillariophyta, Bacillariophyceae, Naviculales, Naviculaceae. The record is from the annotation of a GenBank genome assembly.
AUGUCUUAUCCAUACAUCGAAGUAAACAACAGCGGCGUUUACCUUUUGCAACAGGGCAACUAUGCCGCCGCCAUGCCAGCAUUCCUCCUGGCAUUGGACGUAUUCAAGCGACAGGUUGCUGUCUCUGCAAUGGAGGAGUUUCACGGCGCCGCCAUUGACUAUCGGUGCAACUCUUCCUCUGCCGCACUCCCUCCACCUCCUGCCUCCCUUUACGACUGCCCAUCUGAUCAGUUUCCUCGCGAUCACAGCUUCUUUCACAGUGUUUCCUUCAGAACAGACGAGCUCGAUCGCAAGACGGCGACGGACCGUCUUCAUUUCCACAGUCGAGCAUUCGUUCUUUCAGAACGCUUGGAAAAGGAUCCUACCGCCAAACACAGACGCGAUGGUACCUCUGGAAUGAUCCUCUUCAAUAUCGGCGCAACUUUGCACGCACAAGCUAUGCGCACGGGAGACAGUCAAGUCCUCCGUAAGGCACUUCUUGUCUACAAGUUGGCUCAGUCUUCCGCCGAGGAAUGGGCGCUCUACAGCGGAGGGAAACGCAGCCUCCUGCUCAUGUCUGUCGUGAACAACUUGGCACUUGCACACUGUCAGCUAAUGCAAGUUGAGGAGUCUACGACCUCACUGCGACUGCUGCGGCAAUUGGUGAUUGAGACCGACGACCUGCAGCCUGAUGAUCGCAGCGCUAUUGAUUGGAAUGUCGUGCUGCACUCAGAGAGUCGAAUGGAGGAGUCGCCAGCUCCGGCUGCUUGA